CAUAACACCACCCCAUGGGGUGGACGCAUUCUGCAGUCAGCUCGGAAGGCCGAUUGUUCGGGACCACGGUCCGUACCAGGUCUCUGCCUGCUGAGCCUCUCGCAGAUGGAGCUGCUGGGGGAGACGAGGACGAUGGCGAGGAUAAGUCAUCGUCUACUAGAGACACAUGGCAACUGGCCGUUCCGCGGCGCUGGUAGUAUCCGGAUGUUCCGCAGGUCCUGUAGCUGAGAAUAUUGUGUGGAGGUCGCAUUACUUAUACUUCCAACAAUAGUGGCUGCUCAUGGUCCAGUUCCUACCAUCUCUUUAGUGUUGUGACAUACACAUCUGUACACGGUCCCGCGAGACGAGGAUGACCGCCAUGACUGUCCUGGAGAGAGUGAGGUCUAUCCCUUUGAAUGGGACCACGAUCCUCGCCGUUCUCGCCUUGCUCUCUGCUGCUGCAUUCGUCUACCUAGUUUUCACCUUCGUCUACAACCUUUACUUUCACCCCCUAGCCCGUUUCCCUGGACCGCUCUUAUGGCGUGCGACACGCCUCAUGUAUGUGAUUCGCAUGAAUCAAGGCGAACUAGCAUUUGAUGUUCUUGGCCUACAUGAGAAAUACGGUUCUAUUGUUCGCAUCGCCCCUAAUGAGCUCUCUUUUCAGGAACCCCAGGCGUGGAAAGACAUCUACGGCCACCGGACCGGCUCCGCUCAUGGCGCUGAGGAGAUGGAUAAAUACCAUACCUUCUAUCGCACCAAGGGUGAGGUCCUGAGUAUCAGCUCCGGCGACAGAGAAUACCACGGGCGCCUGCGGCGGCAAUUGGCCCACGGUUUCAGUGAGCGCGCUCUGCGCGAGCAGGAGACCAUCAUCGGUAGCUACGCUGAACUCCUCAUCAAGCGGCUCAACGAAGCGCGCCUUGAUCCCGACAAAGUUGAUCCCGUUACGGGGGAACCCGCCAAGCGCGCACUCGAUAUUAAGGAGUGGUACAACUGGACUACUUUCGACGUCAUUGGCGAUCUUACCUUCGGCGCUCCGUUUGGCAGUCUGGAGAGGGCUAAGUCAGACCCCUGGGUGGAGGCGAUUAACGGCUCUAUUCGCUUCCUCGGCAUCAUCAACGGCGUCAAGCACAUGGGCUUGGAAAGCGCAUUCAUCUGGCUCGUCAAGCUGCUGAACACAAGCCGAUCUGAGCACGACAGGAAAAUGAUGGAUAGACUUCACCGCCGGGUUGAGAUGAAAAUGGAACGCCCCGAUAUUAUCGAAGGUCUGUUGAAGAAGAAAGACGAAUGGGGACUUAGCAUGCAUCACCUCCAGGCCAACAGUAGCAGUGUCCUCAUUGCUGGCUCAGAGACAACCUCUAGCAUGCUGAGCGGCGUCACGUAUCUCUUGCUUAGAAAUCCAGAGGCUCUGCGAAAAGUAACCGAGGAAGUCCGAAGCUCGUUCAGGUCAGAAGAAGAUAUCACGCUCACUUCAGUAAGCUGCUUGACGUACAUGUUGGCUUGCCUGAACGAGGCUCUCCGUUCCUACCCCCCUGUACCAUUCGGUAUGCCUAGACAGGUUCCGAAGGGGGGCGGGACGAUUCUUGGGGAGUUCAUUCCUGAGGAUACUGUCGUCGCCGUCUGGCAUUGGGCUUCGUAUCAUAGCUCUAAACACUUCACCAAGCCGUUCGAGUACCACCCCGAACGAUUUCUUGGUGACCCAGAAUUUUCCAAGGACGGUUUCGACAUGCUGCAGCCUUUCUCUCAAGGGCCUCGCAACUGCAUCGGAAGACACCUGGCUUAUGCGGAAAUGAGAUUGGUUCUUGCCCGCAUGCUCUGGAACUUCGACAUCUCUUUAGUCGGUGGUGAGGCCAACGAGCGAUGGAUCCACCACAAGUCUUACGUUCUGUGGGAUAAGCCCCCGUUGUAUGUUUAUUUGACCCCGAAGCCCAAGUAAAAGAGCUGUACUCCUCGGAAUAUGUAUAGUAGAUUGAAGGUGUUUAUGGGUAUAUAGAGCUUGUUAAGCUAGACGGACAGCUGCCCGGGGAGCCUCAGAAGCUGCCAAACCGAGGCCAUGUUACC
Durotheca rogersii is the source of this 2037-nucleotide messenger RNA. Its product is annotated as putative cytochrome P450. The record is from RefSeq and is a predicted model, not a curated record. The coding region runs from base 350 to 1912 and encodes 520 amino acids. Gene Ontology annotation, molecular function: heme binding; iron ion binding; monooxygenase activity. The transcript is spliced from 6 exons. NCBI's taxonomy places the organism in Eukaryota, Fungi, Ascomycota, Sordariomycetes, Xylariales, Xylariaceae.